This is a messenger RNA of Capra hircus (goat), 5082 nucleotides long. RefSeq names its product methyltransferase like 15 (gene METTL15). Gene Ontology annotation, molecular function: rRNA (cytosine-N4-)-methyltransferase activity. The coding region runs from base 331 to 1554 and encodes 407 amino acids. The record is from RefSeq and is a predicted model, not a curated record. The transcript has 7 exons. Lineage: Eukaryota; Metazoa; Chordata; Mammalia; Artiodactyla; Bovidae. Gene Ontology annotation, biological process: rRNA base methylation.
GGCGUCUUAGCGGCUCGGAGCACUAGAAGCUGCCUAACUCCGCGUCACCGUGGCAACGCGGAGGCUGCUUCCGGAGGCGUUGGCCGAGGAACACUUUUUGGAACCCGAGCGCCUGCGGGACCCUUUGGCAGCUGGGGACUGGAAGCAACGGAACCAAAGGCAGACGGUCCUCGGUUGCUGGGGCGGACGUGGGCCCAAUCUGUCCGUCCCCGCAAGUUUCCCCCAGUGCUGGGACCUGGGCGAACGGCAAAUUCAGAUUUUCCCGACUCGCGGGCCCGAGUUGGAGGCUAACUGGGAAGUCUUCGUUCCUCAGAUUUGUUGAUCUACAGAAUGCUUCGAUACCCAUAUUUUUGUAGAGUCUAUAAAAAUUUUCUUUCAUGCUGGUUGGAAUCUGGCGUAUUUAAUUUGGGUGUCUGGCCAAAAAAAAUACAUGCUACAGCAGAAAGAUAUAAUGAAUAUGAAGCCCAGGAGGAAAAAGAUCAAACUGGAGUUCAGGAGUUACACAGAUCUCAAGAUAGAGAUUCUGGAGUGAUGACUAAGUUACAUAUUCCAGUCAUGGUGGAUGAAGUUGUUCAUUGUUUGGCACCACAAAAAGGGCAGGUUUUUCUAGAUAUGACAUUUGGUUCAGGAGGACACACAAGAGCCAUUCUGCAGAAGGAGCCAGAUAUUACUCUGUAUGCAUUAGACAGAGACCCAACAGCAUAUGCGAUAGCUGAGCAGCUUUCAGAAUUGUACCCUAAACAGAUCCGAGCCAUCCUAGGCCAGUUCAGCCAGGCAGAAGCCUUACUAAUGAAAGCUGGAGUACAGCCAGGGACUUUGGAUGGAGUUCUUUUGGAUCUUGGGUGUUCCUCCAUGCAACUUGAUACCCCUGAAAGAGGUUUUUCCCUUCGGAAGGAUGGCCCCUUGGACAUGAGAAUGGAUGGUGACAGGUACCCUGAUAUGCCCACCGCAGCUGAUGUUGUGAAUGCGUUAGAUCAACAGGCACUUGCGUCCAUCCUGAGAGCAUACGGAGAGGAGAAGCACGCCAAGAAAAUCGCUUCAGCAAUCGUUCAGGCACGCGCCCUCUACCCCAUCACUAGAACUCAGCAGCUUGCCAGCAUUGUUGCAGGUGCAUUUCCUCCCUCUGCUCUUUAUGCACGAAAAGAUGUGCUACAGCGAUCCACCCAUAUAGCUACAAAGACUUUUCAAGCUUUUCGCAUAUUUGUGAACAAUGAGCUCAAUGAACUUUACACGGGACUGAAGACAGCUCAGAAGUUUCUGAGACCUGGUGGUCACCUCGUUGCCCUCUCCUUCCAUUCACUGGAGGAUCGCAUCAUCAAACGAUUCCUGCUUGGGAUAAGCAUGACAGAAAGGUUUAACCUAAGUGCUAGACAGAAGGUGAUACAAAAAUCCCAGUUGGAUUCAUAUCAGGAAAACAAGGAAGGCGUCUCUACACGAAAGGCCCCUUUAAUGUGGAAAUUGAUGCACAAGAAGGUACUUACUCCAGAAGAUCAAGAUGUACAGGAUAACCCCAGAGGACGCUCUGCCAAGCUUAGAGCAGCUAUCAAAUUAUGAGAAAGUUUUCAUCAUCUAAUCCUUCAAGAUUUUCCCCACAGUUUCUCAUGUGAUAUUCCUGGACAACCUAAUGUAAGAAAGUGUGGGGUUUAUGAAGUUUUAUAUAUAUAUAUAUAUGUGUGUGUGUGUGUGUAUGUGUGUGUGUGUGUGUGUGUGUGUGUGUGUAUGUGGAUCUAGCGGGUAUUUAGCUCUUUUUUUCCCUCAAAAAGAAAAUGUACAAAUAUUAACAUGACUUAGAAAGCUCAAUUCAAGGAGCAGCAGUACCUCAAAACUGGAACAGUAUGUUUAUCUUAGCAAUAUAUUUGACUUUUGAAAUGAUUAAAUUCUGGUUAAAUCCUUUCUUUAACCAGGAAAUUUUUUAAAAGAAGAGGAGAAUAUGUGUAUGUAAAAUCAAGUUGUGAAAAGAGAGAUUAUAAUUAUAUCUGCAUGCCCAAAUUUCUGAAUUUAGAUAUUCAGAUUUGCAAUAGACUGUCUAUGAUUCAAAUAGUUAAUAAUGAUCAUGGAAUUUAUUUUAAUUUUUCUUCUUGGGAAUAGCUUUCUCAAAUACAGGUAUUACUAUUUUAAAAAUGUGUUACACUGAUAAAUUUAAAUACUGAAUUAUAGUGUCAUUGUUUUAAAGAGAUUUUUCAGUAUGAUAUGUGCCAUGUUUUCAUAUAUUACAAACUAAAAAUGUAGAAUUGCUCUAAUAGCCUUCACAGAGGAUGUUUCAUAAAACUUAUAUUUGAAUUCAAUUGUGUUUAUUAUAGUAUUAGCCCAGAAUGCUUUUGAUAAAUAGUAAAAUCUCUUAUCAUUUGAAUCCUGCAUUUUUAAACUGAGCUAUUCAAAAUAGUCAAAGUCUAUUGAAAUGGAAAAGUUUAUCAUCUAUUCCAGAUACUAAAAUCAAUGUGCUCUUAAUGUUCUUAUUUACAGAGUUCCCAUGGUAAAGGAUUCUUUAACAAAUUGUUGAAAUUAAUUCAUAAUUCACAUUACUUUUUAUACAUAAGUAUGCAUUUCUGAUUUAUUCAGUUAUGAUGCAAGUACUGAAAUAGGCAAAGAAACAAAAGUGUAAAAUAUACUCACAGUCUAGCAAAGAAGAACGAUGGUAGUUAACUAAUCACAACAAUUAAUAUAAAAUCGUCAAAGUGGUAAGGGCUGUAUAGAUGUAGUAUGCUGUGCUGUGCUGUGCUGUGUUUAGUCACUCGGUCAUGUCCAACUCUUUGCAACCCCAUGGACUGUAGCAUACCAGGCUCCAUAAAAUACCAUAAAUACAUCCAAUAGCGAUGAAAUCCCAUCACUGACGACAUGGUACUUGAUAUAUGACUCAAAGAAUGAAUAAGAGAUAAUUAGUCAUAGGAUACAUGGGCAUGUUGAUUAAAGGGACAUGUCAAUGAUUGUUUUCUUAAGUAGUUCCCCUUGAAGUCAUAUUUAUACUGUUAAUUUGCUCAGUAAACUAUUUAUUCAAAUACAGGGAAAAUUCAUUUUAUCAAUUAUGAUUACAGAGCUUAAGUUGGCGAAUCCAGUGAAUAAAAUAUCAGCAUAAUUAGAUGGACAAAAGAUAAGAAUUAAAAACUUACAUGUAUCUCAGACUUGCUUUAUCUACCUCUGUAAUAGUUAACUUUAGUUUCCAAGUUUGUUUACCGCUUUUAAUUUACAGACUGCUCAAACCUGAGGAUGUCCCAGGUGGCGCAGUGGUAAAGAAUCACCUGCCAACACAGGAGACACAAGAGACAUGGGUUUGAUCCCUGGGGUCAGGAAGAUUCCCCUGUAGUAGGAAAUGGCAACUCACUCCAGUGUUCUUUCCUGGAAAAUUCCAUGGGCAGAGGACCCUGGCGGGCUACAGUCCAGGAGAUUGCAAAGAGUUGGACAUGACUAAGAGACUGAAUACACAUGCACAUUAAAAUCUGAAGAAUUCAGCAGUGAAAUCAGAAUAAGAAAAUAUUCUAGGGAGCGAUGUGCUCAUAUUAGAAAUGAAUGUACCUAGCUUAAUCCUCUGAAUCCUUCCUAAAGAAUUUUGUAAGUUCCUCUUUGUAUGUAAGUCAUAUUUGUGAAUGAGAAUGAUUCCCAAAGGUAGUUACCCAUCUGAGUAUGUGAUUAGAAUACAAAAGAUUACAUGUAAUACUCAAGAAUGAUUCACCUAUGUCAUCAAUCAUGUUUGAAUGUUAUAUAACGUGGAAAUUUUUUCAUUAACGUUAACUGGAAACUGCCUGCACUGACUGGGUUAGAUGACAUCCUUCCAAAAUUCACGUCCUUUCCGAAACCUCAUAAGGUGACCUUAUUUGGAAAUUCGGCUAUUACAAAUGUUAACAGUUAAGAUAUAAUACUGGAGCAGAGAAGGCCCUUAACGCCAUAUAUCUGUGUCCUUGAAAGAAAAGAAGAAAGACAGAAACACAGGGGAGAAUGCCACACGAAGACAAGGGCAGAGACUGAAGUGAUAUGUCUACAAGCUAGGGGACACCAAGAGUUGCUGGCAACCAUAAGAAGCUGAGGGAGACGCAUGGAGUAGCUUCUCCCUCAGGGACUUUAGUAGGUAUUAAUAACUGCUGAAGCCUUGGUUUCAGACUUCCAAUCUCCAGAACAGUUAGAGAAUAAAUUUCUGCUAUCUUCUGCUAGCCAAUCUGUGGUGGUCUAUUAUGGCAGCCUUUAAGAAACUGGUCCUCUGACCAAAAAAAAAAAAAAAAAAUCUUGAAUAAUAUGCAUGAAAAAAAUCCUGCAUCAAAAAACACAAAAUCGGCUUUAAAAUAUUAUAGUAUAAAAACACGUUAUCUAUUUUUUAUAAUUAGGCAUUUGCAUCAAUCGUUCUUACCUUCCUCUUAGUUUGUAGGAUGAAUAAUCAAAUACCUGAAUGAGUUUCAAAUGAUUAACAAUGGACAGUGACUUUGGGGAAUUUAAACAGUACAUAUAGAAAAUAAAAACAGUUUAUUAAAAUGAAUGUACAUUGCUUUUCCAAUAAAAUAUAAAUUAUAUAAAACAAGCAGUUGUUUUGCAUUUCUGAAUCUUUCUAUUGACUGCCUCUGCCAGUCAUAUUAUAUAACAUGGAUCCCAUUGUGUAGGACAUCAGUUCUUAACAGUUUUAAUAAUUGCUCAUUAAGAAAUGAAAUUUAACAACUACAUACAAUUUUUAGCUGAUACUCCUAUUUUAUAUGUUCAUUUUUCUUUGACAAUUAUAUGUUGGUUAUUAUGUAAUCUUUGAAAUUUCUAGGGUAAUUUCAGGGGAAGACACUAAUAAUAUCAAUUUUUUUCGAUUUCAUGUAAUAUGUGAUAUGUGGUUUGUGCUAAAAUUCAUUUAUAUUGAACUAUUUAUUAUAUUACAACCAAUAGUUUAUAAGAAAAUGCAGUAUGCCUCACUAGGUUUUUGAGGUUAACUAAAACCUCUUAAAAUUCGCUUGUAAAUAUUUGAAAAUCAUAUUUUCUUUAGUCUUUGCAGAGUGUUACAUAUCUUCAGAGGUUAUAAAAUUCUUUCUAAUUUUUGUUUUUAAAUAAGCAGAAAUAAUAAUGAAUUUAUACUGUAAAAUUUUUAAUAACAUCUAAACUUCAUUUGAAAUCUUAUUC